AUAGUUUUAAGUAUUUUCUUUUCAUUAUGCUAAAAAAUUGAAGUUUGGUUAUUUAUUCCGCAGGUUCUAUUCCCUACUCAAUCUUCAACAUUUCCUCGUUGCAAGUUAUUUCACUGGGAUACAACAAUCUCUUUGGUUAUUUCUCUUCCGAUAUGUUCGAUUAUCUUCCUCGAUUACAUUAUCUUAAUUUGGAAUAUUGUCAACUUUCUGGAAGAGUUCCAAUGAGUUUAUUCAAAUGCAAAGAGUCAAACUUUUUUGUUUUUGGAUAAUAAUAAUUUGGAGGGAAUUGUGCCAGUAGAAAUCUCAAAUUUGACUUCACUCAAUAUGUCUCUAUCGAAGAAAACUAUUUAUCAGGAAAAAUUUCAUCAGUUAUUGGAAACUUGACUUUUCUCGAGGAAUUUGAACUUUCUAAUAAUAACUUAACAGGCCGAAUUCCUUCCUCAUUAUACAAUCUGAGUUCCCUUAAGGUUCUCUUCUUAUACAAGAAUAGUUUGGAUGGAGAAAUUCCAUAUUGCAUUGGAAACAUGAGUUCUCUUUCACACAUUGACCUAGAGAAGAAUAAUUUUCAUGGUAAAAUACCAGAAAAUUUUGGUAAAAGUUGCACCUUACACAGUUUUCGAAUCAGCAACAACAAAAUAGAAGGGUCGCUGCCCCGAUCUUUGGGUAAUUGCAAAGAGUUGAGGCUUCUCUAUGUUGGAAACAACUAUUUGAAUGACACAUUCCCAAAUUGGUUAGGAAAUUUGGAUCAACUGCAAGUGCUUAUCUUGAGAUCGAACAAAUUCUAUGGUGAAGUUGUUAGCUCAGGUGUUACAGUUUCCUUCACUCGUUUAUGUCUCAUUGAUAUUUCUCAUAACAACUUCAGAGGCUAUUUACCUAUGAAAUAUUUUGAAAAUUUGCAUGCCAUUAAAGAAGGGAAUGGAAAAAAAAAGAUAAACCAGAGUACAUGACAGAUGGAUCAGUAUUUGGAGUGUUGAAUUAUGCCUCCAACAUAUCUUUUACAAUAAAAGGGUUGGAAACGGAGUUUGAGGAACUGCUAACUAUAUGGACAAUUAUUGAUUUUUCCAGCAAUCAGUUCUACGGAGAAAUUCCUAAAACACUUGGAGAGCUUCACUCACUUAUUGUCCUGAACCUCUCUCAUAAUUGUUUAACAGGUCAUAUUCCAUCAUCAUUAGGUGAUAUGUCAGAGCUUAAAUCAUUAGAUCUCUCAUCAAACAAACUCCAUGGAAGAAUUCCAAUAGAGUUGAAAAAUCUUAGGUUCUUAGCCGUGUUGAACUUUUCUAAGAAUAAUCUCACAGGACCUAUUCCUCAAGGCAAACAGUUUGAUACUUUCACUAAUGAUUCCUACAUAGGAAACCUUGGUUUAUGUGGACUGCCAUUAUCAAAAAGCUGUGAUAAUGAUGAGGGAACUCCAGCUAAAUUUGAUAGAAAUGAUGAUGAUGGAAUGAACUGGAAAUUUUCAAUAUUGAUGGGGUAUGGAUGUGGGUUGUUGCUGGGACUGACUAGGGGAUACAUUGUAUUCACAACUGGAAGACCAUGGUGGUUCAUUAGGAUCUACGAGAGAGUUCGAAAAAGAUUUGCAAAAAAGGUAAAGAAGAGAACUCUUUGACGGAUUUUUGCUGCAAAACAACCAGUGGACUGGACAG
Messenger RNA from Hibiscus syriacus, 1643 nucleotides. Its product is annotated as receptor-like protein 43. The transcript is spliced from 3 exons. Gene Ontology annotation, molecular function: protein binding. NCBI's taxonomy places the organism in Eukaryota, Viridiplantae, Streptophyta, Magnoliopsida, Malvales, Malvaceae. The record is from RefSeq and is a predicted model, not a curated record. Bases 944 to 1606 code for a protein of 220 amino acids.